Molecule: messenger RNA, 1445 nt
Organism: Triplophysa dalaica
Lineage: Eukaryota; Metazoa; Chordata; Actinopteri; Cypriniformes; Nemacheilidae
Gene: gem
Product: GTP binding protein overexpressed in skeletal muscle
Exons: 4
Coding region: 230-1126 (298 amino acids)
Biological process (GO): negative regulation of high voltage-gated calcium channel activity
Cellular component (GO): plasma membrane
Molecular function (GO): GTPase activity; calcium channel regulator activity; GTP binding
Source: RefSeq, a predicted model, not a curated record
GAACGGAAUUAGCGUCGCAAAGAGCGCGCAUCCUGUUUCCAGACUGGGAAGAUAUCUACACGAAGACCAAUUUGAACUUUCGUUCAAUCAGUUCUUCUCAGGUGCUCAACGGAUCUAUUAUCCGACUCAAUUUGGGUCAAUCGAUUAAUGGACAGUUCGUUCCUGGAAGCGAUUGAGAGAAGUCUCAAAGAAAUCAUCUCCCGAUCUUAAAGAGAGUUAUUCUUCCCACAUGACUUUACUGACGAACAUGAGGCGCCACAGUAUGCGCGUGCAGCAUCACCUGCACAGGUGGAGCAUUUGUGCGACGGAUGCAGGACAGCUGCUGGGUGAUGCCCUUACGACCCCCGACGUCGCUAUAUCCCGUUCCAACUUGUGCUCGCACUCAACCGAAAGCUGCACGUCGUCGUCUUCAGAUUCGGCUCUCUCCAGUGAGUCUGCGCAUCCUUCGGCUCUCGGACCCUUUACUGUUGUCCUGCUCGGAGACAACGGCGUUGGGAAAUCAGCGCUCGCGAGCAUAUUUGCGGGAGCGUCAGACAGUAUGGGGAGCGAAUGCGAGUUAUAUGGAGGUGAAGUAUUUGAGCAGACAAUAAUGGUGGACGGUGACAGAGCCACGGUUACGUUGCUCGACACGUGGGAUUCGCAGGACGAGGGCAGGUGGACGCAGGAGAGGUGUCUGCAGACAGGAGACGCUUUCAUUAUUGUCUAUUCAAUAACGGACCGAUCAAGUUUCCUUCGCGCCUCUGAUCUGCGCAUUCAGCUGCGGCGCGAGCGCCAGGGAGACCACACGCCCAUCGCUCUCGUCGGCAAUAAAUGCGACCUGGUGCGUUGCCGAGAAGUGUCCAUUAGUGAGGGUCGCGCCUGUGCGUCGUUUUUCGACUGUAAAUUUAUUGAAACAUCAGCUGCGAUGCAGCACAACGUCUGGCCUUUGUUUGACGGCAUCAUCCGUCAGCUGCGUCUGCGCAGAGACUCUGUGGAGACCCCCAGCGCGCGUCAUUGCGUCCACAAGCGACGCGAGAGCUUACCGAAAAAAGCAAAGCGUUACAUUGACAAAAUGAUUGCGAAGAAGAACAAGCAAGCAACGUUAAAGAUCAAGUCCAAAUCAUGUCAUGACCUGUCUGUACUGUAGUGCUGUACUGUAUAAUGUUUGUUCUUAAUUGUAAUAUUGUAUGAGGUUCUAUUGAAAUAUUGAAGUGUUUUACGCCUGGUGUGAGUGCAACCGUGUGAAUGGGAUUUUAAAGAAGUCAUAUAUGUCUAUAUUAGACUGUGCAGUAGAAAAACAGGCCUUUUGUUCCCUCUGUGAAGGACAGUAUAGCCUACACUAUAAAGGCCAUGGAAAAAUACACGUCCAUUAUUGUGUGAAUCCAAACUGCUCCUUUCAAUUUUGUUGGUCUAUUAUCUUUUUUGUAACCUUGUUGUACCUUGUGUGUGAAAAUAAUUCCCUUCAU